AGUACCAGCUCAGUGCACCUAUAAAUGUCCGACCCUUUUGGGACUGAGGCUAUUCACCUGUCUGAGCUGCUUUGGACGAAUUAUUUAUACAAAAGAGGCAAGCUGGCAGAGGGUUACAAUUUGAGCUAUAGGGAGGAGUCUAUCGCUUUGUUGUCAUUUUGAUGUACAUUACUGGUGUCAGGUUUCCUGAUUGUUUCAGAGAAAAACUAGGGAUUGAUCCUGAAUGGCUGCUGAAAAGUUCUCCAUGGUGGGAUAAAGUAGAGAGAAAGAUGCAUCACUGAUGCUCAUCUGGUGCAUACCCUGCUUCACCUUUGGCUGACAUGAGAAUUUGACUUCAAUGAGUGCUGCUACGGUUUUUAAAUCCUGAAGGACCCUUAGCCCAAUGGAGAAGAAAUACCCAGCAAUUGCCUGGAAAGAGAAAGGACCAGGACCUGGGCGCUAUGGAUUGCCUCCCACCAUUGGGUUUGUUGGCCACGACUUCACAAAACCAGCCAGCCCGGCCUACUCUUUCCACGGCAAGAUCAGUAAUAACAUGCUUUCUCUCGAUUCCAGUCCAGGGCCUCUGUAUCAUGUUGAUGCAAAAAUCACGCGCUUUGGAAAGGAUGGCACACCUGCAUAUUCAAUGUUGAGUAGAAUGAAAGCACAGAUAGAAGAGUCAUUCAGCACACCUGGACCUGGUACAUACAGUCCUGAGAAAGCUCCACCCUGCAACCUGCAGCGCAAACCGCCCUCCUACACGAUGGGCCGUCGUACCCGCUACCGUACCGUAGACCCGGUCCCCGCUCCCAACAAGUACAGCCUGCCUCCUCUCCUGGGAUCUCACAUCCCAAAUAAGAGAGCCAGCGCAAGUUACACUAUGCUGGGUACUUUCAGCACCGGGGGAGCAUCUGAAGAUUUAGCCAAGACUCCCGGACCCUGCCGAUACAACAGUACGGACCCUAGUGUGUAUCGACCGCGGCAGCCUGCGUUCUCCAUGUUGGGACGUCACGACGUACCCAAAGACAAGACCAAAAAGCCCGGUCCAGGGACGUACAACCCCGAGAACGUCACGGCUCACAAGACCAGAGCACCAGCAUACUCCAUGGGCGUCAGACACUCAGAAUUUGUCACGCCACUAGUGGUCGGGUUUUCUGACUAACAGAGUCAAAUAAACAAGCCUGGAAUUUUGAAAACAAAUAAAAAAACAAGCAACAACAUAUUGCAGUUAACAUUUUAUUUUGUUCUUUAAGUAACAAGGUACUUGUUUGCAACAUUUCGAACAUUUAAUAACAUUGAAUUUACAUAACGCAAACAAAAGUUUAACAGAAAAAAAACCCUAUAGUCACUCAGUACAUAAAUGCAUCUUGAAGAACAAGGAAAGACAUUAAAAAUUUGUUUAAAGUGUACAACGGACAAGUAAACAUUCCCCUUCAUAUAGUAGCAUAUACAAGGUUUUUAUUCACAGUGAACACAAGCAGCUUGCCUCUCAAUACAAGCAAAAAAAAGAAAAAAGAAAAA
Messenger RNA from Gambusia affinis (western mosquitofish), 1497 nucleotides. It is a transcript of the gene cimap1d, whose product is annotated as outer dense fiber of sperm tails 3-like 2b. Lineage: Eukaryota; Metazoa; Chordata; Actinopteri; Cyprinodontiformes; Poeciliidae. The coding region runs from base 383 to 1138 and encodes 251 amino acids. Gene Ontology annotation, cellular component: cytoskeleton. The record is from RefSeq and is a predicted model, not a curated record. The transcript is spliced from 5 exons.